Molecule: messenger RNA, 1116 nt
Organism: Plasmodium inui San Antonio 1
Lineage: Eukaryota; Apicomplexa; Aconoidasida; Haemosporida; Plasmodiidae
Exons: 4
Coding region: 1-1116 (371 amino acids)
Biological process (GO): regulation of cilium beat frequency involved in ciliary motility; positive regulation of cell motility; cilium assembly
Cellular component (GO): motile cilium; ciliary basal body
Source: RefSeq, a predicted model, not a curated record
AUGUACAGGAACAAAUAUCAACCGAACAUCUUGUCCCUCCUGCUGAGCGCGGGCUCCAAACCACUGGACCUAUGGAAGACGAAGACGAAGAAGGGGUGUGUCAGAAAAGUUUUAGACGACACCAUUAAGCUAAGUGCAAUUGAGAUCAUGUCGGAAAACACGUCCGAUUCGUAUAUUUACACAGCCCCAGAGAAGUUUUCCUCCCUGGGGAUCAGCCUGCCCUUCAUCGUACUGAUCGUGAAAAAUAUGAACAAAUACUUCUCCUUCCGAAUAAGCAUAAUGGACGACAAGAAGUGCAGGAGGACCUUUCGCAUUUCAAAUUUCCAGACCGUGACGAGACUCUCCAACAAGUGGUGCACCAUGCCGAUGAUCCUAAACGAAGGCUGGAAUAUCAUUCAGAUUAACCUAGCAGAGUACACGCAGAAGGCCUUUCGUACCAAAUACAUGGAGACGGUCGAAAUGCAGAUCAACGCGAGCAUACGAAUCAGAUGCAUCUAUUUUUGUGACAAACUAUACAGCAAUGAUGAGUUGAAAGAGGAAUAUAAAAUUUUUUGUAAAAAGAAAGAGAAGAUUAAGUAUGUUCCCCCGAAAUGCUUAAACAAGCCAUUAAAAAAGAUGGCUAUCAAGAGUGUCGUCAGCGGGGGCGUGUCCAAGGGAGGAGAGGGGACCCUACCGACGGAUACCGAACAGAAGGAAACAACCGGGGAUCCUUUGACGAAGGAGAAUUCAGAACAACCAGAUGUGGAACCAACGGGUCAGAAGAACCUCCAAAGUACAGACAUGGUUGAGGGGAUUGAAUUAUAUCAGGAGAGUACUGAUGACCCCUUUUUUGGUGACAAGAAUGACGGGGAAGGCACCUCCCUGGCGCAGGUCAUCGGGGGGGAGGAGCCGCUCGUGGAAGGGGAAGCACCCAACGAGGCAGAAGAGGAAGCGGCGAAUGAGGUAGCAAACGGGGUAGCCAACGAAGCAACAAACGACGCCGCGAACGAAACAGCGAAUGAGGAAGCCAACGAAGACGCUGAGCACCUGGCGCACAUCAAGACGCUGGAGAUGGACGUCACCAAUGUGCUCUACGAGGACGUCAACUACGAGACGUACAACAAUGACGACAACUGA